AUGACCAAAAGCAGUUCAUCUAUACUGGGUUUAGCCGUAAUUCGUGUGUUGAACAAUUCCGUGAUAAUUCAUACCAGCACCGCGUCCAACGUGCACACGCAUCUGCGGCAUCUAAUCGCGAAUUUUUCCAACAAUUUUGGAGGUAUGAAUGUUCAGCCUGCCAAAUUGGAAGUUGACGGUGAGCCGAUCUUCAUGAAACGGCGUGUUAUCCAAUAUGGUCAACGUGAGGGCGUAUUGAAGGCCAUCGGGAAAAAGGAGCGUGAUGGAAUCGUCACUCGUCUCACGUUAAGCACCUGGUGUAAUGUGCCUAGACCAACGCACUUAAUGCACAUACCCAAGCCCAGACUUCGUAGAAUCACGCUCCUCCGCGGAUCUAUGGUUCAAGACCUUUGA
Echinostoma caproni is the source of this 393-nucleotide messenger RNA. NCBI's taxonomy places the organism in Eukaryota, Metazoa, Platyhelminthes, Trematoda, Plagiorchiida, Echinostomatidae. The record is from the annotation of a GenBank genome assembly.